AACGAGAAGAGAGCAGCCCUGCUCUUGAGGCACAUGGCUCCGAUGAAGGACCUCCAUCCAAAAGGCAGCGUGGUUUCAUCGCGAGACAGUCUCUCGGACUUCAGUGCAAAUUUACCCAGCGAAAAGCAACGCGUCGUUGAAUCGCCCUCUGCAACGACAAGCGAUCCUAAGCCAGCAAUAUCCUUCAGUGCGCAUCAAGUUCUCUUCUGGCCCGCUAUACAAGCUGCACUUCCUGAAUCCGUGAAAUUGAUGUGUCAGAUGAACGGCGCAGUGUAUUCGACGCGCAUAGAAGCUGCGAGGCCGAAACUACCUCAUGCGACGUCAGUGGACAUGUCUUCUGACUGGCUCUCAAAAUUAAGUAUCGCGACGCUAAAGGAGUUGUCUGAUGUUUAUUUCGCAACGUUCAAUCUUGCGACGCCUAUCUUGGACCAGAAGACCUAUUUCCAGCGCACGCUGGGUGUAGCCAUUGAUGGAAACUUUGGUAUCUGUAUCGAAACCUGUAUCGUCCUUGUGGUUAUGGCGCUGGGACUGAUGGGACAAAGGGCUAUGCGUGAAGCAGGUUUUGUACCCACGCCUGCGUCCAGCCCCUACCCUGAUUUUGGCACUGGACAGGACGAAGAAAUACCCGGACUGGACUUUUUCAAUGAAGCGAGAAAGAGGUUUGGCUUUUUGAUGUGUGAACAGGACCUACAGGCGUGUCAGUUCUAUCUUUUGUCAGGUGGACUGGUGGGCAAUGUUGACCAAGGCGAGUGCAUGCAGUGCAUACUUUUGGAACAAUAAGUCCAUGGUAUAAGAUAUAGAGGUCAUAUGCUUACAAAGUUAGAUCCAACGGCCGAUUAUCCGCCCGAACCUGUCGAGGAUGAACUCAUUCGUCAGUUGGAACAGUGGAGAGAAAGAUUGCCGCCUAUGCUACAGUUCGACCCAAAGUCACCUUUGACGCUUGCUGAGUCUCCUUCUGAUGCACUUAUAUGUAUACACGCUAACUUGAUAAGACAUCGCGCUUUAGAAAGACCAUCUUCCCUGACCGAAGGCCAUCUUCGAAAAUGUCGCGAUGCCAUAA
Fusarium graminearum PH-1 is the source of this 1060-nucleotide messenger RNA. RefSeq lists its product as uncharacterized. The transcript is spliced from 6 exons. The record is from RefSeq and is a predicted model, not a curated record. Bases 34 to 780 code for a protein of 248 amino acids. Lineage: Eukaryota; Fungi; Ascomycota; Sordariomycetes; Hypocreales; Nectriaceae.